AAAUAAUACAACUUAUCAUCGCCUGCGAAAUUCCUGGUUUCUCUUUCUCAUGGUUCGACGCCGACCUGAAAAAGAUUACGAAUAAUCUCCGAUUAUCGUAUUAACAAGAGACCAAAGUAUACUUGCACAGAAGGAAAACGAAAAAGGAACCAUGGGUUCUGAACAGAAUGAAGGAACGAGCUUUCCUCCGUCAGAGCCAAAGCUUUGUGCCAACGGCUGUGGGUUUUUUGGCACGGCGUCGAAUAUGAACCUCUGCUCCAAGUGUUAUCUUAAUCUCCGGGCUGGGGAGGAACAAGCUGCCAAGGCGAAAGCUGUCAUGAAGAAAUCUCUCGCUGUCGAAAUGAAGCUGGAAGAAGUGGUUGCUGAGGCAUUCAAGCGCGUCGAGGAGCCAUCCAAUGUGUCCUCAUCUACAGCCAUCGAGCAACAAGCUGCCGUUGUUGUCGCCGCUGAUGAACCGUCCGAGCCGAAGCUGGCAAACAGGUGCUUUAUCUGCAGAAAGAAGGUCGGAUUGACCGGGUUCAAGUGCAGAUGCGAGAGUACCUUCUGUGGUGAGCACCGUUACCCGGAAAAACAUGAGUGCUCCUUUGACUUCAAGGGUGCUGGACGCGACGCCAUUGCUAAAGCAAAUCCGGUCGUUAAAGCCGAUAAGAUGGACCGGUUCUGAAAGGAACAAACGCAGGUGUGCUCGAGUCGUCUUUCUUGAAUGAAUUUACCUUUUGUGUCUUGUGUGCUGGCUUUCAGAGGUCAGUGGAAAAUCAUGGGCUGUUUUAAUGAUCUUAUAUCGGGUUUGGGGAUGAUUGGGAUGAUGUUGCUGCUAUGCUCAAGUAGAUUCCAUUAUCAGAAUGUAUCAACGGACCAUUAAUGUUUACGGUUCAAUUGGCUUCGAACCUUUCCUAC
Molecule: messenger RNA, 897 nt
Organism: Hibiscus syriacus
Lineage: Eukaryota; Viridiplantae; Streptophyta; Magnoliopsida; Malvales; Malvaceae
Product: zinc finger A20 and AN1 domain-containing stress-associated protein 7-like
Exons: 2
Coding region: 152-664 (170 amino acids)
Biological process (GO): proteasome-mediated ubiquitin-dependent protein catabolic process
Molecular function (GO): zinc ion binding; DNA binding
Source: RefSeq, a predicted model, not a curated record